This is a messenger RNA of Astrephomene gubernaculifera, 1643 nucleotides long. The record is from the annotation of a GenBank genome assembly. Lineage: Eukaryota; Viridiplantae; Chlorophyta; Chlorophyceae; Chlamydomonadales; Astrephomenaceae.
CAUAGAGCCCCGAACCACGAAUACUGUGGAAGCACAGAGGGCUAGAAUUGUGGUAUUGCGCACCGGCACUGUUUUAAGUAUUUGAGCGUUUAAGCGAAAGGAAUCCACGCCGACCACGCGCAUACCCUUGGCGAAUAUUCUAUAAACAAGUGAUGCUGAACCAUAGAUAGUGCUUUACCUAUCUGGUCGCCUCGCUUUGACCCUCUUCGCUCUGACUUACCAGCUAGCUUAGCAUUAUCAAUACAUUGGCAUUUUGCUUUCGCCUACUGUCAUUUGGUAGUGCAGAUAGUCAACUUGACAGCAAACUUACGGCGGUCAUAACCGGAAGACGUGGCGUAACAAAGGAGGCGUGGAGCGUUAAGCAGAGCGCAUUCCAUCAGGAGGUUAUUCAGGGUCUUCCCUAAAAUAAUUUGGAAUGGCCGAUUCUGAAGGGUUCCCCUAUCCGCCGCGCAAGGAUGGCUACGUUGAUUGCCUGACCCCUUCGCAAGAGAAUGCUCUCAAGGAGCUUUGCAAGCGCCUGCCUGCUACGUUGGACAUUUUCAGUGCCGAACACUUGACCCUCUGGGGCGUGCCGCUAGCAGACCUGGUUCACCCACAGCAGUCACAGCAGCCGAAGGAGGGAAGCGACACAGCAACAGAUGCAGCAGCCGCAGCCGCUGGGGGAGCCGCAGCCCCUGCGCCCGCACCAACCGCAGCGCCAGCCAACGGCGGUGGUGAUGCUGGUAGCGGCCCCAGCCGCGCACAGCGGGUGGUGCUGCUCAAGUUCCUGCGCGCGCGGCAGUGGCACGUGGCGGCGGCGCUGACUCAACUUGUCAACUGCCUCAAGUGGCGUCGUGACUUUGACGUGGCUGGGUUGUCUUCGGAGACCUUUCCACAGCAGCUGGCAGCGGCGGGGCAGCUCUCGGGCAGGGACCGGGCGGGCAACCCGGUCACCUACAACUACUACGGCACGGAUGUGGACCUGCAGUCGGUGCUCAGCGGCCCCGGCGGCGUCGCCUCCUUCGUGCGCUGGCGGGUGAAGCUGAUGGAGCAGGCGGUGGCGCUGCUGGAAUUUGAGGGCGGCAUCGAGCAUGUCAUGCAGGUUCACGACUACUCGGGGGCUUCCAUGUUCCGCAUGGACGCGCAAAUGAAGACGGCCUCGCGGGAGAUCAUCAAGCUGUUCCAGGACAACUACCCUGAGAUGCUGUCCGCAAAGCUCUUCCUGAACGUCCCAGUGGUUAUGGAGUUCCUCUUCUCGCUGUUCACCACGUUCUCUGACGUGAACACGCGCGCCAAGUUCACAAUGGCGUCGCCGCAGCGGUCCCGGCCGCUGCUGCUGCGAUACAUCGACCCUGUGCAGCUCCCCGAGAGGUAUCGCUCGGAAGCUGAUGACAAGUAGUUGGUUGUGGGAGGUUGUCGUUGACGGUGGCUUGGUUGGCCCUUAAGGGGAGGUUAAAGAGGAGCCCAGGCAGUAGCCUCAUGUCUUUUGGUGUGUACUUGAUAUAUGGCCACACGUGCAUUGUGUUGUUGCGUUGCAGUGGAAGUGAGGGAUGGAGGGAAGGUUUUUUAUUUGAUCAAAACAUAUCAACGUAUUGGUUGCUAGGGUUACAGCAUUUUGCUGCAAGACUAUUACAGUGAAGAAGGACGCUACAUACUGUCCGUGA